Molecule: messenger RNA, 2627 nt
Organism: Morus notabilis
Lineage: Eukaryota; Viridiplantae; Streptophyta; Magnoliopsida; Rosales; Moraceae
Product: transmembrane protein 209
Exons: 7
Coding region: 147-2201 (684 amino acids)
Cellular component (GO): membrane
Source: RefSeq, a predicted model, not a curated record
UUUUCAAUUUUUUGAAGAUGUUCGGAGGAGGCAAACUGUGCAGUCUGUAACUGAUUGUGAAGUAGAGACAGAGUUAUUGACCAUAAUAUCUUAUCUUUGGCCGAUGUUCUAACAUUUCUCUCCUCAAAGCUCCUGUAACGACGGCCAUGGAAGGAGGUGCGAGGGAGAAGGGUUCGCCGCCGGUGAAGCCGUCGAAGUUCGCGGUGUACCAGAACCCAGCCUUCUCCGCCGCCCUUACCGCGAACAGUCUCCACCCUUCCAAUUCCACUCUCCUCCGCAUCUCCUCUCUCUCCUCCGCCUCCGCUUUCGCUCUCCUCGCCAUCUUUUCCAGGGAACAUGGGUUCGUUAGCAAUCUGAAGCUUAAAAAAUUUCCCCAAGAGACAGCUUAUUUGUUUGUCAAAGUGAUAGAGACAAUCCUGGGCCUAGUAUUUGUUGGCGCUACAUUCGCACUCUUCAGAACCAUAUCGUUGCGUAGAGCAAGAAAUAGUGUUGGUGUUCCAGCUUCUUUGUCCUCUAAAGAAACAAAGGAUCAAGUGCGGCUUACAAAUCGGCAAUUAGGGCUUUUGGGGAUAAAGCCAAAGGUUGAAGUAACUGCAUCCGAUUCUUCGAAAAAACCUCCCAAGUCUAAACCCCACUCUAUAUGUUCUCCUUCAGAUGUUCUUGUUCCACUUCAUCAGCCAAUACCCAGUUCCAAUCGAACUUCUCGUAUCAACGCAGAGAAGUUGAACUCUAGUGGGGGAAAUAAGAUGCGUCCAAUCAGCAGCCCUUCCAAAUCUCCGAGUAAUUCAUCUUCUUUGUAUCUAGUUCCAGGAUCUGUCUCACCUUUGUCUUCGGUGCAGAAUUCACCAGGUUUGGAUUCGGUGGUCUCGACACCUUGGUCAAGUAAGAGAGUAUCUACAAAAGAGAUAACAUCAGAAGAAAAGCUUGAACAAUUUUUGGCAGAAGUAGAUGAGAAAAUUACUGAGACAGCAGCAAAAUUGGCUACUCCGCCUCCCACCAUCAGAAGCUUUGGUGUCACCAGUCCAAACACAAUUAGCACUUCAGCUAAUACUUCUGGAACUACAAGGAGUACACCAUUGAGGCCCGUGAGGAUGUCCCCAGGUUCCCAGAAGUUCAGUACUCCACCUAAGAAAGGAGAGGGCGAACUUCCUCCACCUAUGUCCAUGGAAGAAUCUAUUACUGCAUUUGAGCAUUUGGGCAUCUAUCCUCAAAUUGAGCAAUGGCGUGAUCGCCUUAGGCAAUGGUUUUCUUCGGUUUUGCUUAAUCCUCUUCUUAGCAAGAUUGAAACCAGUCAUAUUCAGGUGAUGCAAGCAGCUGCUAAACUUGGUAUAUCAAUCACAAUUAGUCAAGUGGGAAGUGAUUUACCAGCUAGCGGAACUGCUACUCUGUUGCCAAUUGAUAGGAGUAAGGAAUGGCAGCCAACUGUCACUCUUGACGAAGAUGGACUUCUGCAUCAGCUACGAGCUACUCUAAUUCAGGCUCUUGAUGCUUCCACACCUAUGUUGCCUCAAGCCGGUGUACAACAAUCACUCCAGCAGAAUCCCUUAGUCCCUGUAAUGCAGGAGUGUGUGGAUGCCAUCUCUGAACACCAGAAGCUUCAAGCAUUAAUGAAAGGGGAAUGGGUUAAAGGUUUGCUACCCCAAAGCAGUGUCAGCGCAGAUUAUACCGUACAAAGGAUUAGAGAACUCGCCGAAGGAACCUGCGUGAAGAAUUUUGAGUAUCUUGGAAACGGAGAGGUUUAUAAUAAAAGGAACAAUAAAUGGACCUCAGAGCUGCCUAGCGAUUCUCACUUGCUCUUGUAUUUAUUUUGUGCUUUUCUAGAGCACCCAAAGUGGAUGCUACAUGUAGAUCCCACAUCUUAUGCUGGAGCACACUCUAGCAAAAAUCCCUUGUUCUUGGGGGUCCUACCUCCAAAGGAUAGGUUCCCUGAGAAGUACAUUGCCGUCAUAUCAGGUGUCCCUUCUGUUCUUCACCCAGGUGCUUGUGUACUUGCUGUUGGAAGGCAAAGCCCCCCGAUUUUCGCCUUGUACUGGGAUAAGAAGUUGCAAUUUUCUCGCCAGGGAAGAACCGCGUUGUGGGAUUCUAUCUUACUCUUGUGCCACAGGAUUGAGGUUGGCUAUGGAGGGAUUGUUCGAGGCAUGCACCUUGGUUCUUCAGCUCUGAGCAUCCUCCACGUUCUGGAUUCCGAAAUGGAAGACUGAGGAACGUGCGGUUUCCCUUGCAAAUUGUCUCCCAUUUUCCAGGUAUCAGCAGAAAGAACUUGCCGUCGGCAGCUCAUCGCGGUCUCGUCUGUCAACGUGUAACUUUUUAGGCCAACUGGGAUCUCCUCAAAUAUGAGAUGUUGUGGAUGGUUGAUUUUGCUCCGUUAUGUUCUUACCAUGUUGAUGCCUGUCUCAUUGACUCCUGUGGUGGGGAUUUUGAUGUAAAAACAUUGGCAACACUUUUUGUAAACUGUGUUGCAAUAUAUCUGCAGUGCCUUCUCCUCAGAGGAGACACCUAGUUGGAUGAUUAUAUUGUCUGAUCGUCAGAAAAAUUCUGUUAACGAAUUUAAGAACAUGUUUUAAGCCCGUUAUGCGGAUAGAUACUUUUCCUUGGGAAAGAAAAAAGCCGGAUAGAUAUUAAACAAA